GCUUCUUUCACCUGCAACAAUAGUUAGUCAGACACCCCGGUAGCUUGCUAGACAAAAUAGCCGAACCAAUAUAUCUCUUUAGACGCUUUAGUGUAUAUUAGCCACUGUGUUUUAAACCCACUUCUAUCGUCUAGUUAGUAAUCCGAUUUAAUUUCAUAUUUACGGUGUUGUUAUUAGUCAGCGAGCGGGCUUGUUAAGUUAGCAUUAGCCUAGCUAGCUAACAUCCCCGACCAUGCGGUCACUAAGUUACUCUCCUGCUAAAGGAGAGGAGGAUAUCACAGUAAAACAAGAAGUAGAGAGUGAGGCCAUUACUGUGAAAGAAGAGGAAGACGAGUUCAGAGUGAAAGAGGAGGAUAUCACAGUAAAACAAGAAGUAGAGUGUGAGGCCAUUACUGUGAAAGAAGAGGAAGACGAGUUCAGAGUGAAAGAGGAAGAGGAUGUUACAGUAAAAGGAGAAGGGGAGGCAGUUUAUGGAGUUAAAGAGGAAGGAGAGAUGACUGUUACAUCGAAAACGGAGGAGGAAGAAGAGGAGGAAACUGGAUAUCUGGGCCCGGUUUCCCAAACGCAUCUUAAGGCAUCCAAUGGUUCUAACGAUGAAUUUAGCCAUAAGAUGGUUUUAGGAAACCGUUCCCUGAUUAACACUAGAGAGAUACGGGACUAUCGUGGAUCCUCUGGGGAGCCUCAACAACCUCAUGAUGCUGACGAGGCAGAGAAGAGUCUCUCCAGAUCAGAACACCUCAAUAAACACCUGCAGAGAUCCACAGGGAAGAGAACUCAUUGCUGCUCUGACUGUGGGAAGAGAUUCAACUCAUCAGGCAUUAAAAUGCAUCAGAGAACACACACAGGAGAGAGAACUUAUAGCUGUGAUCAAUGUGGGAAGAAUUUUACUACAUCUAGCAAUCUGACUGUACACCAGAGAAUACACACAGGAGAGAAACCUUAUAGCUGUGAUCAAUGUGGGAAGUGUUUUCCUAGAUCUGGCUCUCUGACUUUACACAAAAGAACACACACAGGAGAGAAACCUUACAUCUGUGGUCAAUGUGGGAAGAGUUUUACUGCAUCUGGCUCUCUGACUUUACACCAAAGAACACACACAGGAGAGAAACCUUAUAGCUGUGGUCAAUGUGGGAAGAGUUUUACUACAUCUGGCUCUGUGACUUUACACCAAAGAACACACACAGGAGAGAAACCUUAUAGCUGUGAUCAAUGUGGGAAGAGUUUUUGUCAAUCUGGCCAACUGACAGUGCACCAGAGAAUACACACAGGAGAGAAACCUUAUAGCUGUGAUCAAUGUGGGAAGAGUUUUGUUCAAUCUAGCUAUCUGACAAUGCACAAGAGAACACACACAGGAGAGCCAAUGUAUAGCUGUGACCAGAGAUAAUCUGAUAAAAGUUCUCUGACUAAUCAUCAGAAAAUACAUGAAGGAGUUUUCAUGAUAUCAAUGAAAUGAUGUCACAAUGUAGAAUGUUUUAACAUUGUAGUAGGAGUAUUUUAAUGAUGUCACAAUGUAGAACCCUAAAUGUUUGUCCCCUGUUCUAUUGAUUUCAACAUGAUAUGGAUUUUAGCCUCAGGGGGAAAUCCAGGCUCUGAAUUGGAAGAGUACUAUUUAUGUGAUUUAGUAAGUACACAUUAUCCCCAGAUUCCGUGUGGUUUUUGAGCUGUUAGUUUUAACAGGAAGUGCAACCUCAUCUCCUUCCUGUCGCACAAAUGAUUUUAGCAUGAAAUUGAUUAGUUAUGACAAAUAAGUGUUGCGUUCCUUUGUUUAGCGACCCCUGCAUUUAAAUGCAUUCCAACAUCACGUACAACCUGAUUUCCCCCCUAAUUGAAAUCAGUGAUUUAUUGCUACUUGUCAAAACAGCGUUUCUGGAAAUAUGAUUAUUGUGGCAGAUGUUUGUGUAAAUAGCACAUGUUAUGUUUAGGUUUUCAAUUUAUCCCAAACUGUUUCUGCAUAUUGGUUAUUGAUUUGGACACGUUAUUACUGUGUUUUGACAUUGAGGCUAUCCCACCUAGCACAAUGUAAUUGAAAAGACGUUGAAAAUAAGACUAUGCAAUCAAAAAAAAAUGUAUAUAUUUUAUUAUUAUACCAUGCCUUACCAUUAAGUUAAUUAUUGACAAUACAUAUUAACAAAGGGGUGUCUAUUUGGUUUUGAUCAUUCAUAUUUACAAUUCAUGUAACUUUUAGUAAUCAUAAUUAUUUAUGCAAUCAACUGACAAUUUACGGGUAUAAUUAUAUUGACAUUGUUGCCCUUCUUUUAGAAUAGCAGGUUUAAUUCUCAGAUGUGCCAAACCAAAUUUACUAGAGCAUGACAUUGGGGACUGGGUCCCGAUCCAACAACAUGCCUAUCGAGUGAACUCUGAAAAGAGAGAGAAGCUCCGCAGUGAGGUGGAAAGUUACUACGGAUAUUGCAGGAGUUUCCUCUUGAAACCAGACAUGUCCGUGUUAAGGACAACUUGGUUGCUGGUUGUUUCAAGGGGGGCAGUCAUAGUUUUGCGUUUAGCCAUUGCGUUGCCAUGGAUCACAAUUUAUUUUGACUGCACGGUUUUCCGUAUUGGAGAUGAGUUUUGUUUGGGCUCGUUCCAAGGGGACGAGAGUUCUAGAAGCUAGUGAGUUUUAGGAAGACGAGAGUUCUAGAAGCUAUUGA
This is a messenger RNA of Salvelinus fontinalis (brook trout), 2642 nucleotides long. RefSeq names its product gastrula zinc finger protein XlCGF17.1-like. Gene Ontology annotation, biological process: regulation of transcription by RNA polymerase II. The transcript is spliced from 2 exons. The coding region runs from base 233 to 1381 and encodes 382 amino acids. Gene Ontology annotation, molecular function: RNA polymerase II cis-regulatory region sequence-specific DNA binding; DNA-binding transcription factor activity. The record is from RefSeq and is a predicted model, not a curated record. Lineage: Eukaryota; Metazoa; Chordata; Actinopteri; Salmoniformes; Salmonidae.